AUGCAGCCAGCAACCUCUGCUUACCAACAAGAUCCAUUGGUAGAAGCUAGACUCAACAAACAUCAGCAUGCUGCUGUCGCUUGUCUGUUGACUCACGAAUUCCACAAACUCGAUCCAGCCACGGGUGAUGCCAGCUGUCAAGUUCGGGCAAUCAUCGUUCUCAUAUUCCACCAAAAUCUUAAGAAGUGGCUCGACGACAUAUGGGACAAUGCGGUCAAACUUUCUCAAGACUAUAAUUAUACUCACCUCGGGGACAAACCCGAUACCAAGACCAAGACAAUUACAGAAAUUCAAGGUGCGGACCACUCAAAAGAUUUUGACGAUUUGGUGAACGUUGUUCGAGACUUUUUGGGUGAGGAAGACUUUGAACUUCUUGGUCUUACAUACUCCCUCUGUGCCGCUGGUAUAGCCGGUUUGGAUGAAUUCGAUAUAGACUUCAGACAUCGGAGCAAUAAUCUUUGGGGAAGUCACGAAAAGUCGCUUAAGGCACGGCUAGCUAAGCUUUCUUGUGCAACUUUCAUCAAGUUUGCAGAGGAAGUUCACUCCAAUGGAAAAUUGAUUGAUGUCCUGCAGGAGACACGCUCAGUAAUCAAGAAUGAGGGAGCGGAUGACGUUCCGGUAUUGUCUAUCCAAGCGACAUUCCUUACCGCACUAGCUAUCCUAUACGCGAGGGGCAUUCCGAUUGUGAAUAGCAUUAUCCGGAUACAAAUCAACGGAGAUGGACAAUCGCAGCAUCAUACCUACACGUUUGGCAACGCACGCUCCUUCAUCUAUCUUGCCAAUCACCAGACCGGCAAAUUUGAACUUUUGAAGAAUCCAAGUCCCGAACAAAAGUGUUGCCCCGCAUUCUAUAUCAAGUCAUGGAGUACUUAUCACGCGAACUCCACUUCCAAGAGCCUCUAUUCUCCUGAUCACAAGCUAUACUAUCACGAUUUUGCGAAAAUCAGUCUGCUAUGGGCAGUUAUUGUUUACAGCGCAGCCCAUCCUCCUUUCAGUCGCCGAGCCGAGAGGGUUGAUCUUGACCUCACCUCCGCUUACGAGGGCAUUGAUGGUACUAUCCAAUCCGAUCUGGCGCUCCAACACGAUCGCUUUGACCUCGAAGGCCUAAAUUAUGAGAAUCUAGUCUCCAGAAGUUCAGACAGACCUGGCCCAAACCUCGCCACAAAGCACAAGUUCGCUUUGGAAGUUGCUAAUCAACAUCAAUUGAAUGAAGAAUGUCAGUUCGUCCGCAUGGGUGCACCUAGUACCGAAUGUACCUGGCGGAUCACCAAGCCUAUCGAUUGGCAAAUUGCUCAUGCCUCAGCAGCAACAGUCAGCUGGGUAGACAACCGACUUGAGGGAUUAGCCGAACGGCACAGAAAAGCUUCCAAUGCAAUCAUCGGGCGGUUUGUGUUUUCAUUGGGGAAGUUGGGUGCUAGCCAUGUGGAUCGGUCUAGAGCUACUGAGUUGCACAACACCAAGAAGGAAACCGUCCGAAGAAAAAACUAUCUAGCAGAUUAUCCGCAGAACGAGUCUCUGCUCAAUCGCUGA
Mollisia scopiformis is the source of this 1530-nucleotide messenger RNA. RefSeq lists its product as uncharacterized. The coding region runs from base 1 to 1530 and encodes 509 amino acids. Lineage: Eukaryota; Fungi; Ascomycota; Leotiomycetes; Helotiales; Mollisiaceae. The transcript has a single exon. The record is from RefSeq and is a predicted model, not a curated record.